AUCAGUUUAUUUUUUCGCCUUCAGAAGCUCGCACGUUUCAGUCACAAUGCCGAACUUGGAUCUCUACAAUUUCCCCAUGGCGCCGGCCAGUCGCGCCAUCCAGAUGGUGGCCAAGGCUUUGGGUCUGGAGCUGAACUCCAAGUUGAUCAACACGAUGGAGGGUGACCAACUGAAGCCAGAGUUCGUGAGGAUUAACCCACAGCACACCAUUCCCACGCUGGUGGACAAUGGAUUUGUCAUCUGGGAGUCGCGUGCCAUCGCCGUCUAUCUGGUGGAGAAGUACGGCAAACCCGAUUCCCCACUCUAUCCCAACGAUCCCCAGAAGCGGGCUUUGAUCAACCAGAGGCUUUACUUCGAUAUGGGCACCCUGUACGACGCCCUGACCAAAUACUUCUUCCUAAUCUUCCGCACUGGCAAAUUCGGAGAUCAGGAAGCUCUGGACAAGGUUAACUCCGCCUUUGGAUUCCUCAACACCUUCCUGGAGGGUCAGGACUUCGUGGCCGGUAGCCAACUGACCGUGGCUGAUAUCGUCAUCCUGGCCACCGUAUCCACCGUAGAAUGGUUUUCGUUUGACCUAAGCAAGUUCCCCAACGUGGAGAGGUGGCUUAAGAAUGCCCCAAAAGUAACUCCUGGAUGGGAGCAAAAUCUUGAGAGUCUGCAGCAGGGAAAGAAGUUCCUGCAGGACCUUCAAGCGGCAAAGGAAAAGGAAGUAAAGGCCUAAACUAUUUUAAAUAAAUAAAAACCUGAGUCUAAUCU
Molecule: messenger RNA, 756 nt
Organism: Drosophila melanogaster (fruit fly)
Lineage: Eukaryota; Metazoa; Arthropoda; Insecta; Diptera; Drosophilidae
Gene: GstD7
Product: glutathione S transferase D7
Exons: 1
Coding region: 47-721 (224 amino acids)
Molecular function (GO): catalytic activity; glutathione transferase activity
Source: RefSeq, marked reviewed